This is a messenger RNA of Pseudoliparis swirei, 1033 nucleotides long. Its product is annotated as radiation-inducible immediate-early gene IEX-1-like. The transcript has a single exon. NCBI's taxonomy places the organism in Eukaryota, Metazoa, Chordata, Actinopteri, Perciformes, Liparidae. Bases 137 to 574 code for a protein of 145 amino acids. The record is from RefSeq and is a predicted model, not a curated record. Gene Ontology annotation, biological process: negative regulation of apoptotic process.
UGGCCUACGGCCGGGUGGGCGUGUCCGGAGCGCCACCUGGACCAAAGACCUAUAAAGAGAGGGAUCCGACCCGGAGACACUCAGCCGACUGUCUGCUACCUGACAACCGGAGAACCGACUACUUAACCGGGACAACAUGUACUCUCGCUCCAACAGCGUGACCCUGACGGUGCAGCGGGAGAGCUUCGGCUUCUCCGGGCGCGCGGCCCGCAGCACGGAGCCGGAGGUCUUCACCUUCGAGCGGGUGCCUCCGCAGGCCAGCGCGGUGCUCUCCUACGCGCCGCUGCGGCCGAGGAAGCGCUGCUCACGCGUCAUGUACCCGGCCAAGGUGCGCAUGCACCUCCCGCCGCCGGAGAGGAGCCCGGCCAAGCGCUGGCUGCUGGUGCUGUGGCUGGUGGUGCUGUGGCAGAUCUACACCGAGGAGCCGUACGCAGACGCGCCGCCGGGCAGCGCCGACGGGCCGGGCAGCGACUACCAGAGCUUCGCCAUCCACCAGCAGGUCGCGGAAGAGCAGCCGCAGCUCACGGACUUCGGAGCCGGAUCCGAGCUCCUGUCGGCCGUACCUGGUAUCUGAGGCUCCUUCUGGGGACCCGACUGACACCCAAGAGCCCGCAUCAGGGGGACCGGCGGAGCGCCAUGCUGGCGGCUCUGCUGGUCCACCUCACCGGGUGAGCGCCUCGUGCCUCCGGGAUCCGCGGUGACCCGAGCCGGACUGGACCGUCGUGCAGCGGCUGGAGAUCAGCGGUGCGCCCUGCGAGACGCAGCCGGGGAGCGAGCAUCGUGCGCCGGCUUCUCCUCCUUAUCCAUGCCGGCGAAGGAGAACAGUCUAGAACAGGAUGAAAGAAAAGAAAGAGAGAGAGAGGAAAAGACAAAACUCUGAGCACCAUCCCUGAAACUUGAAUUAAGAAUACUGUGACUGUCUGCACUAACUUCAAGUUUAAUUGUUUUUCAAAUGAAACUGUCUGUUGUCUAAAUGUCUUAUUUAUUAUAUUUGCUAUUUAUUAAUUUAAAUAAUAAAACGUUUCUAAAAUAA